Molecule: messenger RNA, 1772 nt
Organism: Saccostrea echinata
Lineage: Eukaryota; Metazoa; Mollusca; Bivalvia; Ostreida; Ostreidae
Product: phosphatidylinositol N-acetylglucosaminyltransferase subunit Q-like
Exons: 9
Coding region: 180-1754 (524 amino acids)
Biological process (GO): GPI anchor biosynthetic process
Cellular component (GO): membrane; endoplasmic reticulum
Source: RefSeq, a predicted model, not a curated record
UCAAGUCUGGAGUCUUUAAUGUUCAAUUAAUAUAUGAAUUUAUUGAAAUUUUGUAUUUCUUUCGGUUUUGGCACAAGAAAUGGCGAUUUAGAAAGAUGUAUUUAAAGGAAUACAAAUGAAUACUUGACACCAUAAAUUCAUGAACUAAACAAAAUACAAAGGUUAACGCUCCGUUCGUCAUGAGAGAACAAGGAAUAACUGAUGACAUGAAGUGGACUGUAUUUGUAUCUUCUUACAUUUUAAACAAAUCCUCCUGUCAUCUCUUUGGAAAAGUUAUAGAAGAAAACAGCUUUGUCCUCAUUUCUGAUAUGUUUUACAAUGUAAGAGGAUGUGAAAAGUCAAUAGGUAUGUUUAGUGAGUUAGCUAGUACUGAGUCAAGAACAGAUGAAGAAGGAUCUCAAAAACCAACAAAAGAACUUUUCAUUGAUCUGCAUUGCAAUCGUGAUGGAAACCUCUCUUGUAAAAUGACCAAAAACUUUGAGACUCUAAAUUGUAACCUUGUGAUCUUUGACGCACAACAAUUUUCUGAUUCUUACUUUAUGAGUUGGGAUAAUUUAUCAACAGUCAGUGGAAAUGCAGUGAACAUUCUAACAAAAGAAAUUCAUAGUAGGGAACCCACUUUAAGAAUGCCUCUGAUCUACCAACUACAUAUUUUGUGGCUGUUUUGCUUUCAGAUUGUUGGAUUUUUACUGGACAAUAGGGUUACCAGAUUUAGACCAUUCAGUUUUGCAGCAAGUUGCUCUUCAUUGUUAGUACAUCAGACUCUGAGAAGACAGGAGUAUCUAGCUGUCAGGAAUAGUAAUAUCAGUAGUUUAAGAACACAGUUAGGGUUAGUAAAUGUGUGUUGUAGACAGUUGCUGGACUGUGUGUUGGGGAUUACAUUAACCUAUUUCUUCAUCUACUACAAUAUGACAGAUCAAGUAGCAGCACUUAUAAUCACUUGGGCUUAUGAAGUAGCAGAAAACCUUAAUUCUCUGGUGGAGUGGUUGAUGGGGGCCCCAGCGGGUCUUAAAUUAAACAAACAGCUGACAGAAUUUUUAGGUCAUUUCUUCCUCUACCAUAUUUACCUGUGGAAAGGUUACUUAGGGGUUCUACAGCCAGUUCUCAGUAGCAUGCUAUGGUAUUCCUCACUAUUGGGAUUGUUAGGGAUAACUGCACAGCUGUGCUUCCUUCGAGAUGUGAUAUCCAUGAUGACUUUACAUAUAUACUGCUUUUAUGUUUAUGCUGCAAGACUGUAUCGAUUCCAAGUGUAUGCUUUGUCUGCCUUUUGGCGUUUAUUUCGAGGAAAGAAAUGGAAUGUGUUGCGUCAACGAUUGGAUUCCGUCCGCUACGAUGUAGAUCAACUUUUUCUUGGAACCCUUCUUUUCACCAUUCUUCUCUUCACUCUUCCAACAUGUGCUUUGUAUUAUGUUGUUUUCACAAUGCUUCGACUUGUUGUUCUGUUAGUCCAUGAACUCAAUGAUAAAAUCAUACAAUCAUUGGACUCUUUGCCACUAUUUUCAGUUGGGAUGUGGUGUAUAAAUUCUAGAUUUAUAAAGGGGGAUAUCCUUUUCAGUAUUAUUCCCCACAGUAAAAGGGAUGAGUCAUCAACAUUUUCAUUGCAAAUAAUACAGAUGCCAUUUGGAAAACUGCUUAGGAGAAGUGAAAACCCGUUUCGAAAUGCUGCCAGUCAACAUUACCAUUGGAGCAAAUUGAUUGGUGAUCUUGUCAAAGGACAUUUGAUUUAUCCGUGGGUAGAAGUGUCUCAAUCUUAAUAAACUUUGUCCUUAACA